AAAAAUCAUAACGCGAUAUAUACGCGCAGAAGGACAAGAAUAUCAUAGACAUAAGACUUACGGGAAUUAUCUAAAGAAAUACGCGAACCGUCCUUUCAUUACGGACUUCAUAUACUGCAGCACAGCAUUUGAGGAAACACGUAUCAGAGGAGGGUAGUCACAGAUGAAUUAGAAAGAUGUCAUCGGUAGAGAAAAGGGCUUUUGCCCAGAAAGUGGAAUGUUAGGACUGUCUAAGUUAGCUUGCUGGCUAGCCAAACACUACCAGUCAGGUGCGACCGCCUCUUGGAAGAAACCGGCUAAUGUCUAACAAUUUCUAUGGAUAGACACUUGUUGAUGAGCAAUUUUAGAGAGCUGACUAACAGAGGUUCGUCUUUGAAAAGGUUCUACCGUCCUACCGACUGUUAUGGACAACGUGAAAUCACGCAGCACCGAUGAAGAUGAAGAACUUCACUCCACAGAUCCAGAAAGUAAAGAGAAAGGCAAAGAUAAAAAGACCCUGUGCAAAGUAAAGUGGUCACGAGAUGAGGAUGAAAAGCUGAAAAAACUUGUUGAACAGCAUGGAACCGAAUCCUGGAAAUUAAUCGCUAACCUUUUUCCAGGGAGGACAGAUGGUCAGUGUCAGCACCGCUGGCAGAAGGUGCUCAAUCCCGAGCUGGUGAAAGGACCCUGGACAAAAGAAGAGGAUCAGAAGGUGAUCGACUUGGUCCACAAGUAUGGCCCCAAGCGCUGGUCAGUGAUAGCAAAGCACCUCCAGGGAAGGAUUGGAAAGCAGUGCCGUGAACGAUGGCACAACCACCUGAACCCCGAGGUGAAGAAGUCUUCAUGGACCCAGGAAGAGGAUCGGAUCAUCUACGAAGCGCACAAGCGCCUCGGCAACCGCUGGGCAGAGAUCUCUAAGCUUCUCCCUGGACGGACAGACAACUCCAUCAAGAACCACUGGAAUUCCACCAUGAGGAGAAAGGUGGAGCACGAGGGUUACCUGCAGGACGGCUGCAAGAAUUUUUCUUCCUCUGCUAGUGUGAAGAGGCGUCACAACAAAACCUGUCCCACAUCGUCCACAGAGCCGCAGCGCCGCGACCGCAGUCCUCUGCCUGUGGCGGGACCCAACCAGAUGGCUGGUUAUCCAUACGAUCCUCACAGUGCGCACAUGAUGGACAAUCUCCCAGAAAACUCAAGCUUCCCAUUGCCAUCGUGCCUGGAUGAUCCUGACAGAGAGCAAAGAAUUAAGGAGCUUGAGCUGCUGCUUAUGUCAGCAGAGAGUGAAGUCCAACGACAUGUGCAGUGCAGAGGUUCACGUAGCGUGGAGCCGUACACGGCCUGGUCAGACAGUGUGUCGGAUGACACGGGGAACACAAGCAGCAGUAGUCUGAAGGAGCGUGCAGAGCGAGGGCCCUGGAGGGCACAGCUUCCUGUCUCUCCCAGCAAAUUCCUGGCCACAGAGGCCAACACUGUGCUCUCCAGCCUGCAGACCAUGCCAGAGUUUGCAGAAACCAUGGAGCUCAUUGACUCAAUGUCCUUUGCCCUGCAGGACCCCGCUGCAUGGGGCGAUACAGCCAGCUUUGACAUGUCAGAGACGGCAACGCUGCCCAGGCACAACCAAGCAGGCUUCACCACUCUGCUUCAGGAGAAGACCGUCUACAACCCAAUGGGCUACGCGGCCAGCACCCCCACUGCCAUGUCAGGCCAUGACAGGAGCCCUGCUCCAUUUGUUUUGGGAGGUCUCAGCUCCUUGACACCCAUCAACUCAUCCAAAAACGACCCGGCGUCCACAGAAAGGAAGAGGAGAAGGGAGAGGGGAGAACCGUUGUCCGACAGGACUUGCUCCUCCUUCUUGGAAAAUAUCUCCAACUCUCCCAAGAAAACACCAACAAAGUCCCAGCCAUUCACGCCGUCACGGUUCUGUAACAUAUCUGCGACAGAGCAUCUGAAUCUGGACGAUCCUGCCCUCACCUCGACUCCUGUGUGCUCUCAGAGGUGCCUCCUCAACACGCCCAUUCACAAGGAAACCACACCUAAGCUCCAGAAAGAAAACGAUGGUUCCAGGACCCCUAAAUUCCCAAAAAAUGGCCCAGCUCCAACCCCGAGGACACCAACUCCCUUCAAAAAUGCUUUGGCUGCCCAGGAGAAAAUGCACGGGCCAUUAAAGAUGGAGCCACAGCCGUUGGCGUUUCUAGAAGAGGACAUUCGAGAAGUUCUGAAGAAGGAGACUGGAACAGACAUCUUCAACAAAGCAGAUUUCCAGCCAGAACACAGAGCAUGGAAACAUCAUAUGGAUGGACCAGCUAAAAGAGUGCGCAAGUCCCUUGUGCUGGACCCCUGGGUCAAAGACAGUCUCGACAUCCAACUUUUUCAAGAGCAGCUCAACAUUGCACAGGUGUCAGAGGAGAGUCUACUUUUAAGCUCUUCACUGGUCACUCCAGUCACUGUGACAGAGGAGGGUAGCCAGCCUGUGACUUCUGACAAAGAGGAGUCCUCAUUAGGAGUCCAUCUUCAUCCUCAGCUCUACCCAAGCCCCCACGUGAAGAGGUUUAAUUCCUGUCACAAAACACCAAAACCCGCGACCGGACAGGUGAGUGAGUGGGAAGCAGUGGUUUAUGGGAAGACUGAGGACCAGCUGAUCAUGACUGAACAGGCUCGUCAGUACCUGAAUCCCUACACGUCAUCCAGCUCUACCUCCAGGGCUCUCGUGCUUUGAAGCCACCCCCUGCUAAACAAGAAGCACUACAUCUGUCCAACAACUACAACCUCCACUGAGUCCCGUAAGAGACAAUCCAGUCAAUCUUUUGAAACUGAAGCAAAACUGCCUAGGACGGACGUGUGCACAGAAAGGCAUUUUUAGCAUUAGUGGAUCAUUAUAAGAACCAAUCAUCAGCUUAUACACACGCAGGCCACGCAAGCAGUGUGUAUCACCUCGGACGGCUAAAUCAUUACCAUAUCGUUUAAAAAGACACUAGUCAUUGUGGAACUCUACCAGCUUCCUCUACUGAACCGCCCUAUCACUGUUGUUAGAGUUUAAAAGACCUCACCUGUCACAUUUGUAGCAUUUUUCUACUACACCCGUGUACUUUAGAAUGAAGCCAUGGGUUUUUAAAAGAAAUCUCGUCCAGUACAGACCGUAAUGUUUACUAUUUUUUAUAAAUUGUUGAGUCAACUCGCAGCUUCGUGGGUUUUUAUAAGUGUUGCUGAGAAGUUUCCAAGGUGAUGUGAAGUUUUGAGGAUGGAAAAAAGACGCUGUCAGUAUUGCACUACUGAGUUUCUUUUGUUGUUGUUGUCGUGCUGCUGAGAAAGGAGCAGUGUUUUUAAGGGCAAACUGGAUAGCAUUCUUGAUGGUAUCUGUCUCACAACACAGCGUUUCCUUUCCAAGGCCAUGGAGUCCACAGAGACAUCAGUUGAAUGUAUUUCAUUGCAAUGUUCAUGUGAAAGAACCUCAAACAUGGAAGGGUACAUUAAUGUUUGUUUGUUUUAUUUAUUUUCUGACAGUUUUAAAGCUCAGAUAUUAAUAUAAAUCGGACACCAUGACUUUUUUUUCUCUUUUUUUUUAACUUUGCUAAAAAACAACUUUAAAGCUAUCUCUCUAAAGGAGUCCAAACGAAUAGCCACCAUAACUUUGGCCAAAUGUUUUAGUGUCGCAGUCGACACUGAUUAGUUCUCAUAUCACAGACAUCUGCAUUUGGUUGAAAACCGUGUAGUUUUACAUGAAGGCUGUAGGUUUUAUUUAUUUAAUGU
Molecule: messenger RNA, 3726 nt
Organism: Menidia menidia (Atlantic silverside)
Lineage: Eukaryota; Metazoa; Chordata; Actinopteri; Atheriniformes; Atherinopsidae
Source: the annotation of a GenBank genome assembly